Paramecium octaurelia is the source of this 9487-nucleotide messenger RNA. Lineage: Eukaryota; Ciliophora; Oligohymenophorea; Peniculida; Parameciidae. The record is from the annotation of a GenBank genome assembly.
AUGGAACUUCCUCCUAUUCCAGUUUAAAAAAUUCAAUCAUAAUUAGGAGCUGAUAAUCUUGUUUCCUAAUAACGUAUUUACAAUCCCUAAACUCAAAAUCAAGAAACUGCGAAACCUCCAAAGUAAUUUUUGUUUUUAUUAAAGGCGAAACUUCAAUUUAAAAGUAGGUGACAUAGUGUAUUUCAAGUCCUAUUUGAUCGACGACUAUAAAGGAGUUAUUUCAGGUGAUGGCAUUGCAAGCAAUAAGUUAGAAUGUAUUUAGAUAUUGGGAAAAAAUCAGCAAAUUAUUAGUCAAUCAAAAAAAUGUUUACAAUAAAAGGUGGGCAGUUUAUCAUUCUAGAAGAGCUUAUUUUAGGUUAUCACAGGCAAAAAAUAUCAUUAUUAAAACUUUUUAGAAUAAGAGCGUUCGAAAUCGAUAGAUGAUAUUAGAGAAUAGGCGAUAAAUGAAGCAAUUAAUUUAGAACUUUGCUAAUCAGAAUAUGAAAGUAGGUUAAAAGAACUUGAAGAUAAGGCUAAAGAAGAAAUUAUAGAAAACAAGCGUUAUUAUGAUCUUGCUUACGGAUCCAAUAUUGUCUAUGGUUAAGAAAUCCAACUUAAACACAUCUAUUCUUCUUGCAUUCUGUCGUUUAAUAGUGCAAACUUAGCAAAGGAAAAUUGUUGCAGAGAAUUAUCGUUAGAAGAAAUUCCAAAUGUAAAUUCAAAUUUUAGAAUUUUAUCAAUGAAUCAGGUUAAAAACCCAGGAGAACCUAUCUUAUAUGGAGAUCAAAUAAUAAUUCAAAAUUCAAGUUAGAAUAAAUGGUUUAUUAAUAUAUAAAAGCCAAGUCAAAAAUACGAUAAGAAGGAUGGAUUAGAAGUAAAUUGUUCAUAAAUAGGAUUUCCGAUAAAAAUUGCAAGCUAUGUUGAUUCUAAAACUGAAUAAGAAUUGAAGGAACAAUCAUUAAAAUAAAAAGCCCUUCUUAGUGGAGAUGUAGUAACAAUAAAAAAUAGGUAUUUGGGUGGAUAUCUAUCUAUCUAAAGAUAAGUUAGAAUUACUGAAGGGCUUGAUUAAACAGAAGUCUUUAUCAAGAAUUCUGAUACAAAUAUAAGUUAUUCAAAAGAUUAAUUCUAUUUUAAUGUAGAAUAGGUGAAAAAUGAAAAAAUUAAUUAUAUGUAUAAACUAUAUGUGGAUACAUCAGAAAAUGCAGAAAAUAACUUAAACAACUUAUGGCAAAUUCAACACGUCAAUAGUUUAAUGUUCUCGAGACCAAAUUAUGAUAGUGUUUUCUUAAUCAGACAUGUUUGUACUGGGCUAUUCCUGGAAAUCACUAAUCACAAUGCAAAUCUAACUUAUGAUGGAUUAAAAUAAGAAUGUCAAUUUCAUUUAAGAUCUAAGAAGAACUCAGAUGAUCAAAUUUUGUUUAGUGAAGCUUACAAAUUAUAAUCAUUUAUGAAUGUUUCAAUUGAUGGUUAUGUUACUUAAGAAAAUUUGGUCAUCGUUUGUUUAGAUGAUAGAGUAACAGUUCAAAGGAAGAGUUAAAAGUAAAAUAUGGAAAGAGUCACUUUUUUGCUAAAGCUAGCGACUCCAGAGUAAGCUAAGACUGCCUUUAGAAUUAAUUCUUUAUAAGAAUAUUUAAUCUAAUUCUAUAUUUUUCUUUAGGAUUGGGGUAUAGUUAGGACGUCAGCCUAAGGUUUAGAAGAUAUUAGAACAUAUGAUUAUUAUGAGGCUUUUAACAGUUAGAAGAGAUUGUAUGAUGAAAUUUUAUAAUUAUUUUAAACUUUGGAAAACUUAAAGAUGUACUUAACUAACGAAGGUCAAGCUCAAACAAAUGAAUAACAGCAAUUCAAGUAAAAAGCUUUAAUGGAUAAUGAUAUUAUUAAUUUGCUCUUUGCAAUUUAGCGACUAUGCAAUUUUAUGAUAUAUGGGAGUUUGAUUAAUGACAAUUCAUAAAUCUUAGAUAAGACUCCUUAGAAGAUUGCAAAAUCGAAACUAGACCCUACUACUUCAUCAUCAUAAAAACUGAAUUGUAUAUAAGAAAUAUAUGAUGUACUUAGUUUAUGCGUUUAAAAAAAUCAGGAUACAAGCAAUUAUGUUUUGACAUUAAAAAUGAAUAAGGAAAGUAUUUUAGAUUUCCUUCUGCAAUAAUUAAAAUAUCAACGAAAACAUAUCUCAAACCUCAUUAAGGAAAGUGUAAGAUAUACUGAUAUGAGUGAAUCGAAAGACAAUAUUAAAAAGUGGGUGAAUCAAUUGGAAAAUAUAUCUGAAGAUAAUAUUGAAGAUUAAACUCUCUAUAUAGAAAUUUUGAGUUUGAUAAUGAUAGAUCCUUAUGAGAAUCCAAAUAUCUUAUGUUAGAAUGCUUGCAGAAGAUUAUUAUUUGGAACAAAAAGUCAAUAAGAGUAAUAAUCUCCUUUUCAUAAUGUCUUAGUAUCCUUAGACAUAUAAGAAGAUAACAACAAUAUGUAUCCAAUAGUUUAAUUUUAUCCAAAAAGGGAUAAAGGAUCAUAUAUGCAAUAUGUUAAUUAGUUUGGUUAGAAUAAUUAGAUGUUUUGCUAACUUUACUUAAAGUUUAUUGAUAAAUAGGUAAGGACUACUAAGAGAUUUUUAAGUAACAGUCCCAGUUUAAUAGAUGUGGUAAUUGAUUUCUUUACAAUUGAAGCACUCAAAGAAAAUUAAUUAGUAAAGUAGGAAGAUGUUAAAUUGGUUGUUCCAAUUUUCUAGAAAUACGAAAAUUAUUUAAUGAAUGUAAUGGGUUUAUAUUCUUCAUUGUGUAAAGGAAGAAAUUAAAAAAAUAUCAAAUGUUUAAUGAAAAAUUGCUUUUUAAACUAAAAGUUCUUGGAAAUAUGUCUAAAACGUUAAUAAAAUGUUAAAUCUGAGCUUAGAUUCGAAAAAACGUUAAUUGACUUGUUCUGUAAUUUAUUCUUAGACAUUGAUCCAUUAAUCAAGAUAUCCUAAAAUUAUGAUCCCUUUUAUAAUAAUACUUAAACAAAUACUAUUAAGUGUUACUUAAGUGACGACAUUGAUUAAUUCAACAUAUAGAAUCCCUCAGGACUAUAUUUUUAUGAGAAUAAUGCCUCAAAAUCUUUAAAACGUAGUGAUGAUUAUUAGAGUUUUCUUCACCAAAAAGAAACAAAAGCAGAACAUUAGUAACUCAAACUGUAUGCUGCUAAAAUGUUGUCUAGAUCUCAUAUCAAUGAUGUUCGUUUGUACUAUUUAGAAAUGUUUACUAAGGAGGAAUAUCCAGAACAUCUAUUGAUAGAGGCAAGUUAUGAUAUCUUUUAAUCCAAAAAAUCUAACCAACUAAAUAAGCAGAAAUACGAUUACUCUCGUCUAGCUUAUUUACAAUUGCAUUACUUCUUAGGACUAUUGACAAUUAUCAAGAAUAGCAUAAACUUAGGCUAUAAUUAACUGGAUGAAAAUUAGAAAAUAUUCUCAAUACUUCCUAAUAUCUUUGUAGGCUUGAUUUUAUAAUAGAUUCCUGAUAUGAGAAUACACCGAUUUUCAGAAAAUCACACAUUUGUUUCAAAUUUGAAUAAAUUGAGAGAGUCAGUUGAUGAUAACAUUUGGGUUGCUACAUUCUUACCUUCUGCUGAAUAAUUCUAUCAGAAAAAGCAAUCAAAAUACAAGGGUCUAGAUAAGGAUUAUAAAAAAAUGGAACAAUCAUCUAAGAUGUAUAUGUAAUUUUAAAGAAAUUGGAUUCUAUAUUUAUUAAUAUGGACUUAUUAAUAUUGUAAUGAUGAUAUAAUUAAAACCCAAAUCUAUUUGGAAGCUUUGUCGAUUCUGAAAAUCUUUGAACAAUUAAAAUUAAAUUUAUAAAUUCUAGAAUUCCUAUUUAGUUCAUCCUAAUAGAAUGAAUCAAAUCCAAGUUCUCCAAGUGUAAGGGAUUUUGAUUAAUUUGGAUUUGACGAAGUGAUAAAUCCAAAAGUCUAGAUUAAGAAAUCAAAGACUAUAACUUCCAAAUCCAUUUAUAGUGUUUUCAAAGAACCUGAUGGAAAUAGCAUCUGCGGAUUAUUAUUUACUUGCUUAUUGACAUCAGGGAAAAGAACUAAAUUAAAUGAAGAAUUGUUGCAAAGAAUAAUUUAAAGUUUCCAUGCACCCAAAUAUUCAAUCUAAGAAAUCAGUUAAGUUGAAAUCAUUGAUAAUUAAUAAGAAUUGAGAUACUUUUCAAUUAUUAAUGGAAAUUCAAACAGUAUUUAAUUGAUAAGUCCUAAGGAAGCUAUACAAUUAUCAAAAAGAGCAUUAAAAUUCAUUCAAAGUGAGAAAGAUGAUAAUUUAAAUUAAAAAAGGGCUACAUCCUUUGAUAUCUUAAAAGGAUAUUCAAAUAGAAUAAUUGAAUAAUUUGAAAUGUUUUUUAAACCAAAUUCUUAAGAUUUAUAGUAUUUAAAGUCCUUUUAAAAUAUAGUAAGGAAUGCAAAUGUGCAUCUAAUAUUUUUGAAAUUUUUAGUAGAACCAGAAACAAUCAUAAGUUCAAAGGAGAUAGUUUUUUUCUAUAAAAGAAUUGUUCUAUUUAUGGAAUAUUUCAUACUAGAUAAUGAUACUAAUAUUUCAAUUUUAGCCAAUAAUGAGUAUUUAUAAAGAAUUCUUGAUGUCAUUUAGAUACCUUAGCCAUAAGCAGAUGAUAAGUUCUAUAUUCCAAUCAAAGUAACAAAAUUAGCAAUCAAAAUUAUAUCCUCUAUCCCUGAAAAUCAGCAUGAUAACUUGAUAAACUAAAUAUUCGAAAGAAUUUACAAGUUAGGAAAUAAGUUGACAUAAAGUCAAGAAUUUUACCUCAAGGUCUAUAGUACAAGGGAUGAAGAGGAAGAAAUUAAAUUUAUUAAAAGAAGUAAUCAUGAAAACGCAGUGACUUAUUUCUCUUUGAUUUAAUAUUUUAAGAUUUUAAGAUCCAUGACAAAAUCCUAUGAAAAACCUGCAAAAUAGAUGCCCUUGAAUAAACAUUUAAUCUUAUCAAAGAUCUUAAAGAAUGCUUUUCUUAGAAUAAUCUUAGACCCAGUGAACUAUUAUAAGGAUAUACUUAUCCCAGAAUUGGUUAUUGAAGAGGAGUAUGUGAAGGACCCUUUGCUGUAUCAUAGAAUAAAAUUACACUCAGAAAUAAUCAUAUUGUUGACUGAGUGUUGUCAGUUUUAUAGAAUAGGCAUUUAGGAGCUGUAAAGAAUAUUACUGUAUGAAUAAUUAAAAACCAUUUUAUUAAGUCCUAAAGUUGAAUACAUUGUUAAGAGAGCAUAUUUAUAAUGCUUAUUUGAAUUAUAUAUAAAUUAAGUAAGGGAAGGGUAGUUUGUUAAUGAUACAGUAGAGAGCGACGAAGUUAGAGAUAUACUAUCCAGAGUAAUAAUCCCAGAGUUAGAUUAGAAAUAAGUCUGCAAAUAUUUGGAAGGGUUGUCUAAAUUAGCUAAUCAAGAUAGAAAUAUGAAGGUUACUUAAAGAGAUUUGAGAGAUUCAAUUUAAAGAUAGAAGCUGACUUAUUUUGAGAAUAAGCUUUCUUUUGAUUCAAAAUUUGUUUAAGAAUAAGGAAUAUUAAGGGAUUUAAGUGAAUAUUGGAAGUAUUUAAGGAAAAAUGGAAUAGUCCAUUUCUUAGUUUAUACUUAUGACGAAAUGAAAGAUAGAACUGAUCUAGAAAAUCCAGAGAAUUCUAGUUUAUCUGAUGAAUUUGCAAUUAUUAAAUAAAAUGUUUAAAAAAUAAAGGAGAUUUUUAAUGUUUUAGAGAGAGAUUUUAGAGUGAAAAAAGAAGAUUUGGAUUUGGAUGAUUACAGAGAAUUGAUAACUUCGAUUGAAGAAAUCAUCCCAUAAAGAAAAAUUACUAAAUUCGGUCAGAAUUUUAGAAUAGGAUUCCAAUAGGAUAAGAAUACUAAAUUAGUAUUUGAUAAGUAUGAUACUUUGAAAGAGGAUCAAUCAGGAGACAAGAAGUUGUAAGAAUAAGACAAUGUUCAGAGAAUAGAAAAUCCCUUUAGGAGAAACUUUAAAGUGUAUCUAAUUAGAUAUAAAGUUACUAUCAAUUAAUUUAAUUAAUACAUUGAAAAUAAGGCAAAUGAAUAAGACAGAUUAUAGAAGAUUUUGGAUACUUGCAACAUUUAUAAGACAUACAUCUAAUAGAGUGAUAUUGAUGAAAUCUUUAAAGUGAAUAUAGAAUAAAUUAAGAGAUUAGAAUAGGUAAAUAAUAGAAAUAGAGUCAUAAGCGAUUGGGAGCUAUUUAAAUAAGCUAUGAGGGAAUUAUUUGAAAUUAAAACUACUUAAAUUGGAAUAAACUAGUAAGUGUAAGCGUAUUUAAGAUAAUAAGAAGGUUUAGAGAAUCUUAAAUAAGAGUUUGGAAUAGCUAGUCGCAAAUUAAUUGGUAAACAAUACAAAAAACUUGGAGGUUAAUUAGAAGGCAAUGAAGAUUUAAUAUCAGAUGAUAUUUAAAUAGAAUUGCUAAUCAAGACUUUAGAGAAAUAAAAUACAAACAUAUUAAAUGAGGACAAUGUAUAAGAAUUUUUAGAAAAAUGCUAAGGCAUAUUUUUAAACAGAGAAAUCUAUUUAAUCAAAUUAUGCAAAAUAUUCUUGUUGUUGAAAAGACCCACCCAAGAUGACAUCGAUUCACUUACAGAAGCUAAGGAUGAAAAAUCUAAAGAAUAAAUAAGGUUGAAAUAAUAAAUAUUCAUAAAAUAUCAAAAUGCUAUGGUGGAUAGUGAUUUGGACAUAUUAGCAUUAGAGAUAUUGAAUGACUCUGAUGAUGAUUAACAUAAAAUCGAGGCAUUAUAAUUGUUAAUUUAUUUAUUGGAUUACGGAAACGACUAUGUCUAGAAAAAGUUUUAUAAGAUCCUUAAGUAUGAUUAAGUAAUUAAAUAAAAAUUCUUUGUUUUUCUUCGAGGGUUCUUCUUGACUGAUAUUAAUUCAAGGGUAUUAGAACUAGAAUUAUGUGAAGGCAAUAACACUGAAUAUAAAAUACUUUGUUUGAAAGUCCUAAAAUUAUUAUAGGCAUUGUGUGAAAAUGUCAAUGUUGAUUUCUAAAAGUUUUUAGUUUGCUAAUACGAUGAUGAUUCAUAUCAAGCCAAUAUUAAUAUUGUUAAUGAAGUAGCAAGUUUAUUAGCAGAUUUAUUGGAAAAAGGAUAGAGUGUAUUUUAUAAGCUGUAAGAAAUCUACAGAUAAGCCUUAGAGAGCUUAGUUGAAUUCUCUACUGGAUUUGAAGAAAAUAAGAAAGAAUUAUGUAAAAAUACCCGAUUGUUUACGUUAUUAAACUAAAUUUUAUAGAAAGAAGACUUGUUAUCAUUCAAAUAAUUGGAGGAAGAGAAUAGAAAUAUAAUUAAAGAAAAUUUAUUAAAAUCAUAAAAUCAAGAAGAAGAUCUUAUCAUAAAUUUAAAUAAAAAUCAGAUUGAUAUUCAAGAAAGAAAAUAUAACUCAUAUUAGACACUUCAAUCAUUUAUUAAAUUAUUAUUGUUGAUAACUCAAGGAAAACAUGACAAACAAUGUUUGAAAUUCAUACUCGAAACUGUGAACAUUACUAUUCUAAUGAGAAUCUCGAGAUCCAUUUAUUAAGAUCGUAUUAAACCUAAAUAGAGAAAUAUCAUAUUAGAUAAUAUUUGUGAUGAAUCAAAGACUGGACAACAUUAAUAUUGUUCCAAUAAUCUCUGCCAUUUUGGGUUAAGAACUGAUGAAGAUAACCUAUUAAUGCAAACUGGUUUUAAUAUUUUUAUUAUUUGCCUUACAUUAUCGGAACAUUUUCCUAAAGACCCCUCAUUAGAAAUUUUUAAAUUCGAUGAAGAUCAAGAUGAAUAGGAUGAAUUGAUUGAUUUAAGUGAUCCCUUAUACGAUGAUCUACAAAGGAAAAAUACUGCCUCUUCUUAGAAAGUAGUACCAAUCUUCGUUAAAGAUUAGAAUCAUGAUAAAGAAGAAGAAAACGCUCUAUUAAGUAAUCAAAUAAGAUAACCCUAACAAAAUGAAUUUAAAUAAAUCUAUGAAGAUAUCUAGAAUGAUGAAAAUUUUAAGUUUACUAGAAAACAAUAGUUUUUUAAAUUCUAUAGAUAAUUUACUGGUAGAAUUGAAAUUUAAAAUGAGUAAUCUGAACUUCAAAAGGUUUUCUUUUAAAAACCCUUUAUUUGCAAUUUUGUUACUCCAAAUAUUAAACAGCAUAUAAUUUUUGAGAUCAAAAGAGAAACAGAUGAAGAUAGAAUGUAAGGUUUAAUUGAUUAAGCUGAUUUUUAUCAGGUUUAAAUGAGACAUUCGUAAUAAAUUAACAAUAGCUUUAUAAUGCAUUUUGGAGCAGUCUAUUGGAGAUUACUAAAAGACAUAUCCUUCAUACUUUGUUUGGUUAUAGUAAUUCUCUUGAUUUUUAUGCAUGACAUUGUUGUCAAUAGUAAAUUAGGUUCCAGUUAAGAAGCACCUGAGGCAGAAAAAAAAGUACCUGGAGAGAACUUUGUAAGUUAUCUUAAUAAUGUAAUCAAUAUCUAUUAAUUUAGAUUAUCACCAUUAUUUAAUUAGUAUUGAAUUUAAUUAUUGUAUUUUUCUGUGCUAUAGAACGAUAUCCAAUAUCAAUUACAUAUAACAGAGGUGAAACUAAUGCUAAAAGAGUUUAGAUCUUAAAAAAGGAAGCUGGAUUUUCAAUAGCCUGGUUGACAAUGAAAUAUUAUAGUAUUGUUGGAUAUUUUGAAUAGGAAUUUUAAGGAUAAAAAGUAAGUGAAAGCACUGUUAAAAAACUUAUUCUUGUAAUAUUUUUUGAUUUUGAUAAUUUUUACAAUGUAAAUAUGACUUUAAUAUAAAUAGAUUUGGAUGUUUGGACUAACAGUUUAUGCAUUUUUUAAUCCUUACAUCUACGCAGUACUGUUGUUAGAUAUUAUUAAGAGGUCUGAGGAUCUUUAGAAUAUUAUAAAAUCAAUUACAUCUAAUGGUAGAAAUCUAGCCAUAUUCUCUUUUCUUGGUUUUAUUGGAUUACUAAUUUAUGCUAUAAUUGCAUUCUCAGACUUUGAUUGGAUGUUCAAUGAUGAGGAUGGUGUUUAUGGAUAAACAUUUAUUUUAGCAGUAACAUCCACAAUUAAUUUUGGUCUUCGUAGCGGUUUAGGUGAUUCAAUGAAAAAAUAUCCUGAACCAUAUGAAGACCCUACAUUAUAUUGGGGUAGAUACUUUUUUGACUUCUCAUUUUUCAUAAUAUUUAAUAUUUUGUUUAUCUAAAUAAUCUUUGGUAUUAUUUUAGAUACAUUUGGUGAAUUGAGAGAUGAGAGAUAAGCCUUAGUGAAAGAAAUCGAAGGAAAAUGUUUUGUUUGUAGUAUUGAUAAGAAUGAUAUUGAUACAAAGUAAUAUAUCCUCUUUAUUUUUAGUGGAUCAAAAGGCUGGCAUUAUCAUAUAUAUCUAGAACAUAGUGUCUACCAUAUGCUCUACUAUAUUAUUUAUAUUAAGAAUAAAGAUCCUAAUGAUUGUAAUGCUUUGGAGAAGUUCGUAAAAAAAUGCUUAGAUGACAAGGAAACCGUAUUUUUCCCUUUUAGAAGAGCUUUAUAAAUUGAAGAAUAAAAUAAUGAUGAAGACGAAUUCAAUGACCAAAGUGAAUCCUGA